AUGGAUCCAGAUACUACGGGUAAUAACACUCCAGCAGUAUGCCCUACUACUGAUAACAUGUCCCCUAUAGUAGAAGUUGCCUCUACCCCUGGUGCACUAGGCCUCACAGUACAGCCACCACCACCACCACCAACAGCAAAUAUGGUAAUGAUUACCAGUGGUAGUACUACUACAUCAAGAGAUGAGGAUGAUGAUCUAGUGAGCACUAGGUUGGAGUUGUAUGAGAGUAGGAAGACAUUGGAAAGAUUAAUGUUCGAGAACAGUGAGUUACAACGCCUUAUCGAACAAUUGGAGGUGGAAGUCCAUAAUCAAAGACAGCUCAACUCAAACGGUAUGCGUGGAUAUACCGGUGGGGGAUUGAUACCUAGAAUGCAACAGGAUAAACGAUUAAAUGAGGAUCUUAGAGAUUUACAACAAGAGUUUGAUAGGGUACAAGAAGAAAAGGGCGAGAUGAAGAAAGUGUAA
This is a messenger RNA of Perkinsus marinus ATCC 50983, 465 nucleotides long. RefSeq lists its product as hypothetical. The record is from RefSeq and is a predicted model, not a curated record. NCBI's taxonomy places the organism in Eukaryota, Perkinsozoa, Perkinsida, Perkinsidae. The transcript has 5 exons. Bases 1 to 465 code for a protein of 154 amino acids.